Ixodes scapularis (black-legged tick) is the source of this 333-nucleotide messenger RNA. Its product is annotated as evasin P1096-like. The record is from RefSeq and is a predicted model, not a curated record. NCBI's taxonomy places the organism in Eukaryota, Metazoa, Arthropoda, Arachnida, Ixodida, Ixodidae. The transcript has 3 exons. The coding region runs from base 1 to 333 and encodes 110 amino acids.
AUGGAACUCAACGCCUUUACGAUUCUACAAAUUGCCGUAUUCAUUGCCGUUGGGUAUCAUGCCAAUACCCAUACAGCUGCUGCCGGAUCUGAGGAAAAGAAACCUAGUAACCAUAAGGAAGACAUUUAUGUCGCGUAUUGCGGCAUGAACUGUACGGUUAAAAAUGGAGUCUCGAGCGCUUGCAGCACAGAUUGUAUAUGUGUACAUCGAGACGAUGAACCCAAUGGCAUCUGCAUAACGAUCACAUAUUUCGGACAUUUAGGAGAUCCUAACGAAGAUCCGAACAUCGAUGAUGCAACUCCUCUGGCACCAGUUUUCCAAACGGAGGAAUGA